This is a messenger RNA of Zeugodacus cucurbitae (melon fly), 1569 nucleotides long. RefSeq names its product gustatory receptor for sugar taste 64b (gene Gr64b). The transcript has 9 exons. Gene Ontology annotation, biological process: sensory perception of sweet taste; detection of chemical stimulus involved in sensory perception of taste. Bases 130 to 1395 code for a protein of 421 amino acids. Gene Ontology annotation, cellular component: membrane. Gene Ontology annotation, molecular function: sweet taste receptor activity. Lineage: Eukaryota; Metazoa; Arthropoda; Insecta; Diptera; Tephritidae. The record is from RefSeq and is a predicted model, not a curated record.
GUCUGAGUAAAUGGCUGUCAAAUGCAUAUCUGCGAUUACAUUCUGCGAUAAAAAUCCAAACUUUGGUCGGUAAUUGAAGCAUUUGCCUUCGUGUCUUUGCUACGUGCGUGAGUGCCAGUAAACGCGGGAAUGUCGCAGCUGCUGCAGGAUCAAACAUUCCACAAUUGCGUCUCCAAAGUGCUCUUCAUAUCACAAUUUUUCGGCUUGUUGCCCGUUUCCAACAUAUUGGCCAACGAUGUGCAGCGGAUCCAUUAUACUUGGUUUAGUUCACAUGUCCUUUAUUCGGGGAUCAUACUACUUUUGAAUACAUUGGAAUUCUUCACAGUUGGUUAUUUGGUAUUCAAAUCUGGUUUAAAUUUUCACAAUUCAGGUACAAUAUCUUUGUUUGUGGUGUGCAUGCUGGAGCAUUUGUACUUUUGGCGUUUGGCCAUUAAGUGGCCAUUUAUCAUGCGAGCGUGGCGACGCACAGAGGAGAUAUUCCUACGUCCGCCCUAUCGUAUAUAUGCGACAUAUAAUAUGAAGGCACGCAUUUACGCAUUAACCUGUCUGGUUAUGUGUAGUGCCAUGGUGGAGCACAGUUUUCUUGUAUUUAAUUCGUUUCAUAAAAGCAAUUUAGAACGAACGCAAUGCAAAUACAAUAUCACUUUUUGGGAGAGUCUCUACAGUCGGGAAAGGCCACACUUAAGUAGAGUUGUACCAUUUAACAUUUGGUAUUUACCUGUGGUCGAAUGGAUUAAUUUAACCUUGGCUUAUCCCAGAUCCUUUACUGAUGCGUUCAUUAUUUGUGUCAGCGUGGGGCUUGCGGCACGUUUUCAUCAACUUUAUCUACGCAUAGAUGCUGUCCAUAAUAAGGCCCUUCCAAUGCUCUUCUGGACUGAAGUGCGAGAACAUUUUCUCGAGCUAAUGCAUCUUAUGCGUUUACUGAACGACAAAAUAGCACCGCUGAUACUAUUAGCAUGCAGUAAUAAUAUGUACUUUAUCUGUUUUCAGCUAUUCAACAGUUUCCAAAAUAUCGGCGUUGACCUGAUUGCUGUUACCGCUUUCUGGUAUUCCUUGUUUUUCGCCAUCUUUCGCACCAUUCUUACACUCUUCAUGGCCUCCUCUGUUAAUGACUACAGCAAACGGAUAUUGUUGACUCUGCGAAGCGUGCCAAGCACGUCGUGGUGUGUUGAGGUGGGCAUAACACCACGCUUCGUUUAUAAUCAUAAUAAGUGUCAUUGCCACUUUUGCUUUCCCUUCCACUAUGUGGCUCUCUUUUAUUGGCGCUAUUUUGUUAUUGGCUCAACGGUUCAGCGAACAGCUGGCCUUCGAUUUAACGGCUUGGUCUGGUUGCGGUUUCUUCUUCAUCACGCGGCAACUAAUUUUGGCGAUGGCCAGCACUAUCUUUACCUAUGAGGUUAUGGUUACUGACGUCAUCAACAAAGGCUCCAUUCAGCAGGUUACGAGUUACUGCAGACAGAUUGAGUACGAAGCUGAUAAUGAGUAAACUCAUGUGAACUGCCGUUUGAUUAGAUUUAAUGAGAACAUUUUGAAGAAUAAAAUAAAAAUGCACAAAAGCCUCGGAAUAAA